Messenger RNA from Seminavis robusta, 810 nucleotides. The record is from the annotation of a GenBank genome assembly. NCBI's taxonomy places the organism in Eukaryota, Bacillariophyta, Bacillariophyceae, Naviculales, Naviculaceae.
AUGACUCUAAUCGAUGCUUGGAGGAGGCAACUUCGGACACCUAGCUCUCACCAUUCCAGCAGCAACCUUCACUGCACGGCCACAGCAGUCGCAUGGGUCACACCAGAACACCCUGGAGCACACCUGGUGCAUGGCGCCAAUGCCACUGCUGCCCAAAUCACUGAGAUCAACCGCCUCUUCAACGAAAACCUCGAACGAUUCCACAUCUGCAAGGCAACAGGCACAGCCCUCAAGAAGCAACUCCUGGAAGCAGUUCCAGCCACCUUCACGCUCACCCUCAAGAACGAUCUCUUUGGCUAUGCCAAUGUCACCGUCCUCGAAAUUCUUUACCACCUCGACACCCAAUACGGGAAGGUAGAUCAAGAAGACCUCAAAGAAGAUUUCGAACGAAUGGGAGCUGCAUGGAGUCCAACCCAACCAAUUGAAGACCUUUUCAAUCAAAUCAAAGCAGCCCAACUCUAUGCUGCCGCAUACGAUCCCAUCACCAACAAGACAGCCAUCCGUGCUGCCACAACCAAUCUUGCCAACAGCGAAGUCUUCACUGAAGCCCUCCGCGAAUGGAAAACAAAGAUGAAGCCGAUCACACCAUGGCAAGACUUGAACUUCACUUCAAGACGGCCGACAAGAAACGUCGCCAACUCCUCACCGCAUCCCAAGUUGGAUAUGCAAACGGAGCCAUCACGAAGGAAAAAUCUAACAACAAUGGCAAUACAAUCCCGAUGUGGUAUUGUUACUGGGCCCCAAUAUGACUCACACCGGCAUGAACUGCACCAAACCAGUCACCGGACACCAAAAGGAAGCAACCGCUGA